CAGCAUCAUCGCCUCUCUACACGACACCGACGCUGCACUUUCCACCUCCUAUACGCAUAAUACGAUAACCGACCACCCCUCCCAUCAAACUAUCGCGUCUUCUCCACCCCACGCAAACUUUCUGGCGACACAUUUCCCUUAACGGUGCCAACGCCGCAUACAGACACAAAUAACGGCGCAAACGACACAGCUGAGACAGAAUGGGUGGCUAUAUGUCCAAGUUCUCAGCUCUGAUCUGGGCGAAGAAAGAGACGCGGAUAUUGAUCUUAGGACUUGAUAAUGCGGGCAAGACGACGUUGUUGUACAGAUUGAAGAUCGGGGAAGUCGUAACGACAAUACCAACAAUAGGCUUCAACGUCGAAUCAGUAACAUACAAGAACCUUAAUUUCAAUGUUUGGGAUCUCGGCGGUCAAACAUCUAUUCGCCCGUACUGGCGCUGCUACUACGCCAACACCGCGGCCGUAAUCUUCGUAAUCGACAGUACCGACAUCGACCGUCUGACCACCGCAUCCGAAGAGCUAUCUGCCAUGCUAAACGAAGAAGAGCUGCGUGACGCUGCUCUGCUAGUAUUUGCGAACAAGCAGGAUCAGCCGGGAGCAAAGGGCGCGGGAGAGAUCAGCGAGGCAUUGCGAUUGGGCGAACUGAAGGAUCGGAAUUGGAGUAUUGUGGCGUGUAGUGCAGUCGAUGGGAGGGGUGUGGACGAAGGCAUGGAUUGGCUUGUUGCCAAUGUCAACAGUGAUAAUUAGGAGGCGUCACUGCCGAGGGAGUCUACAUAAAUAUACACUUGGGAUGGACGACGGUAUAUGAAGCAGAGGGUUAUACCAGCAUGGUGGCGUUUCGGAGUCGAGCUUGCGAAUAUGGGAGGUUUACAGGAGAAUUACGAAGGAAUUGUUUUGAACAUUCAAAGAUAAUAAUCAUGCCAUCCAGUCCUUCAAUAUGGAUGGGAUCGUUCUGCUAAACAACAUACCACCUAUCUACAUUUCCUUCGCAGGAGGGGUCCGUCCUCUAAUAGUUCUCCCACGUCCCAAUC
Molecule: messenger RNA, 1030 nt
Organism: Dothidotthia symphoricarpi CBS 119687
Lineage: Eukaryota; Fungi; Ascomycota; Dothideomycetes; Pleosporales; Dothidotthiaceae
Product: ARF/SAR superfamily
Exons: 4
Coding region: 201-746 (181 amino acids)
Biological process (GO): vesicle-mediated transport; intracellular protein transport
Cellular component (GO): Golgi apparatus; cytoplasm
Molecular function (GO): GTP binding; GTPase activity
Source: RefSeq, a predicted model, not a curated record